UUGGAAACAGGGUAUAAAGGUUUACAGAGCACACACGGCUCCUCACAUCGGCUGCUCGCGCUCUGUGUAGGUUUGGCUGCUGCACUUCAGAAGGCAAAGAAGACAAAUGGCGUUUUCUACCCGAAGCUUCCAGCUGGGUGCAAGCACCCGUUUCCAACCUACUGCACCCAGUAUCAGUGGUUUGACCUCCAGGAAAAUGAGCAUCCAAAGGCUCCAGGCACCCAGUGUCUAUGGGGGGGCCGGUGGCUCCGGCACCCGUGUGUCCGCCAGCAUCGGUUCUGGACAAGGCUUCGGUGGGAGCCUCCAGCUUAACGUUACCGGUAACGACGUUCUGCUCACUGGUAAUGAAAAGUCAACCAUGCAAAAUCUCAACGAGCGUUUGGCUUCAUAUCUGGAGAAGGUGCGUUCUCUAGAAAAGGCAAACUCGCUGAUCGAAAAGCAGAUCAAGGAGUGGUAUGCGAAGAACACCACAGACGUGAGGCAGGACUAUAGCUCAUACUUCAAAACAAUUGAAGAUCUCCAGAGUAAGAUCGGUGCUGCGCAGCUGGAAAACGCGAGGCUGGUCCUGCAGAUCGACAACGCCAAACUGGCUGCUGACGAUUUUAGACUGAAGUAUGAGAACGAACUCCUGCUCAGGCAAAGCGUUGAGAACGACAUUAACGGACUGGUCCGAGUUCUCGACGACUUGACUUUGUCGAAAGCCGAUCUGGAGUCGCAGAUCGAGAGUGUGAAUGAAGAACUGGCUUUUCUUAAGAGGAACCAUGAGGAGGACGUCGACAGACUGCGCAAACAAGUGGGUGGGUCUGUUAACGUAGAGGUGGACGCUGCUCCAAGCAUUGACCUUGCAACUAUCAUGGAAAACAUGAGGCGGCAAUAUGAAGAAAUGGCAGAAAAGAACCGUCAAGAAGCCAAACAACAGUUUGAGAAGCAGACCGAAGAACUGAACCAGGAAGUCGCAAUCAACGUCGAACAGCUCCAGGUCCAAAGGAGAGAGGUCACCGAGCGGAGACAGAUCUUGCAGGGUCUGGAGCUGGAAUUACAGUCCCUGCUUAACAUGAGAAAGUCCUUAGAAAACACCCUGGCUGAAACUGAAGCACGUUACAGUUACCAGCUAGCCCAAAUCCAGGAGGCAGUUGCCAAUUUGGAGGCUCAACUGAGGCAACUGCGAGCUGACAUGGAGGGUCAGAGUAACGAGUACAGUAUAUUACUGGAUAUCAAGACUCGCUUGGAAAUGGAGAUCGCCACAUAUCGCCGUCUGCUGGAAGGAGAGGACAUCGGACAUUUCCAAGUGGAAGAAUCGGCAGCAGAGAUUGAAAAAGAAUCAAGUAAAGUUAAGAAGAUCAAGACGAUAGUUGAAGAGGUGGUUGAUGGCAGGGUCGUCUCCUCUGAGGUGAAGGAGAUCGAAGAGAAGAUGUGAAUGGCACCAGCCGCUGAGCUUCUUGGAGCCCACGUCAAAACUAAGAGAUUAAACUUUAUGAAGAAGCCAAUCUCAUUCUCCCUAAAACCCAGAAGGGCUGAAAAAUGCCAGACUAUCCAAUCUCAAACAAUAUUUUUCUUUGUGUAAGUUACAAACUACAAGAUUUUGGGUUUACUUACAUAAAGAUCUUGACGAAAAAAGAGUCUGUUAUAAAUGUUUAAUUAUAUCACACAGUUCACUCCAACAGCUGCUGCCUUACAUUGUCUCAUACUUUCAACACAUUAACAAAAGCCUUUAGAAGAGAGCUGCUAUUUCUGAAACCUUGAUGACACCUCAUCUAAGCUCUACAAUAAAGAAUUUACUAGGUACAGCUUAUAGACUCAAAUAUAUUAGUUUGAUUGCAAUCUGAAGUUUAGUAAUCUAUUUUUUCUCUUGUGUAUCAGAAGAUUGAGUGGAUUUCUUUCUAAAAACACAUUAAAAUGUUGAUUCAGUGCACCUCUUCUGAACUUGAACUCCCAUUCCAAUGUAAUGCAGCUUCACUUCAGUAAACAAUUAUUUUAAAAUAAAUAAGUGUCACUUUUCAUCUCAUAAUAAAUCAAAGUGUAAAGUCAAAGAAGCCUGUUUAUUA
Messenger RNA from Columba livia (rock pigeon), 2045 nucleotides. Its product is annotated as keratin, type I cytoskeletal 20. Gene Ontology annotation, cellular component: cytoskeleton. Gene Ontology annotation, molecular function: structural molecule activity. The transcript is spliced from 8 exons. Lineage: Eukaryota; Metazoa; Chordata; Aves; Columbiformes; Columbidae. Bases 107 to 1417 code for a protein of 436 amino acids. Gene Ontology annotation, biological process: intermediate filament organization; epithelial cell differentiation. The record is from RefSeq and is a predicted model, not a curated record.